AACAUGUUGACAUUAAUGAACCAUGUUGUGAACAGGACUGCUGGGACACAGGAAGUAACAGAUGAACAACAGGAAGUGAAAAAACCUGAUGACCAAAACAGUGAUGAUAAAAGCAGUGUUGAAAACAUGGAUGGAGCAACAAAAACACAGCAAAUCGAGCAAAAUCUUUCAAACGAAGAUGAAGAAAAUACAUCUGAAAGCAGGACUGCUGGGACACAGGAAGUAACAGACGAACAUCAGGAAGCGAACAAAACAGAUAGUGAAUCUGAACCAACACCCAGCUCCCUCCCAUGUGAAAAAAAUGAGUGUAAACACCAAGAAAGUUUGACACAGAUGGAAACAUAUUACAAAGGAGAACUUAAAAAGAAAGAUUCUACUAUUCAAAAGCUAUGGAAGGAAAUGAAAUCACUGAAAGACAGAYUGGCACAAGACAUGGCUGUUUCAAUAAAGACAGGAGACACUGAGAGCAUGAAUGACCCGGUCAGUAAAACCAGACUGACUGAAAUGUACAAAAGUCUAAAGCUGGAGAAGUGGAUUGAAAUCAAAGAUCUUCUGAAAUCCAGUAAAACCAGUCCAGAGUCUACAAGGGCUUUGGUUCAGAAAACCUUUAAAGAUGCAGCAGAAGAAAUGAGAAGAAUAAAGCAGCAAAUAGAGGAAACUUUUGGAUCAACAGAGUCCAGCAGUGGACAGGAAAACCAAAAGGUUGACGGAUACAGAAAGCUGGCAGUUCACAAUCUCCAGUUGGCUCGGUACCACAGCAACAAAGAUCUUCUGAAGAGUCCCUUUCCUAAAUAUGAAGGUGAAAAAGCUGAGGAUGUGAUGGUGAAUCUGAGACGUCUUACCUCAGAGUGCUACUGGCUGGGCUGCUUGAUCGCUUUAAACAAUCCGCCUCUCCAGCCAGACUGGGAGUCUCAGCAUUAUGAGGAAAACUCCUGGGACAUUUUCCCUCAUGGGCUCAAAGAUUCUGAUAAAUAGACAAAGGACAUCAUGCAUGAAUGUCUUUGAUACAGUUUUAGUUUCCUGAAUGCACAAAUUAGGCUUCAUUAAAGCAAAAAUGAUAAAUAUUAAUCAAAUAUAUUACAUUUAAAAUAAAAUGCAUGUAAUGUAAAUUGUUAUUCUUAUUACAGGUUUGUUGUGCUUUUAUGUUAUUUCUCAGUAUUGUUCUGUCAAAUACAAUUGUAGGUGUUGGUAAAAUAAAAGUAUAUGUUGUGUGGGUAAAAGUAUUUACUAUAGAAUUACAAUUAAUCUGUCUGAAAUUACAUAUCAAGUUUUGUCUGGCCAAAUUAAAUGUCUUCAGUCUCUUGA
This is a messenger RNA of Poecilia reticulata (guppy), 1305 nucleotides long. RefSeq lists its product as uncharacterized. NCBI's taxonomy places the organism in Eukaryota, Metazoa, Chordata, Actinopteri, Cyprinodontiformes, Poeciliidae. The record is from RefSeq and is a predicted model, not a curated record.